Lycium ferocissimum is the source of this 1302-nucleotide messenger RNA. RefSeq lists its product as uncharacterized. Bases 1 to 1302 code for a protein of 433 amino acids. The transcript has a single exon. The record is from RefSeq and is a predicted model, not a curated record. Lineage: Eukaryota; Viridiplantae; Streptophyta; Magnoliopsida; Solanales; Solanaceae.
AUGUGGACUAAAAAAGCUAUACACAGACUGAAAAGUCUGAUCAAAUUAAAUAAUGCUCAAUUUGUUGCUAUCUUUGAGCCUUUUAUUGACAAAAAGAAAAUAGAGGGUUACAAGAAAUUUUUGGGAUUCCAAAAUUGCUUAAGUAAUGAUAUUGGUCAGAUUUGGUGUUUCUGGAGCACGAACUUUCAAGCUACAGUGAUAUCCAAUAAAGAUCAACAAAUUACUCUUGCUUAUGUUACAGCAGUGUAUGCCAAGUGCACUGCCCUUGAAAGACAAGAACUAUGGGAUGACCUAACUGAUAUUUCAAAUCAGAUUCAAAGUGGUUGGUGCAUUGGAGGUGACUUCAAUGUCAUUCUCGAGCCUUCUGAAAAUAUAGGUGGAAAGAUUCAUAGAGCUUAUAAAAGCUUUGAUUUUGCUGCAUGUAUGAAUAAAUGCGGCUUGGAAGAUGCAGGAUUUGUUGGUUCAAACUACCCCUGGUGCAACAAUAGAAGACUAGGGAAAAGGAUCUGGAAGAGGCUGGACAGAAUUAUUAUUAAUGAUAAUUGGCUCCAGAGGUUCAAUAAUGUUACGGUCAGACAUCUUAGUAGGACAGGCUCAGAUCAUAGGCCUCUUCUAUUAAAAUGUUAUGACAGUAAUAAUGAUGUUAUCAAACAUUUCAGGUUUCGUCAUUUUUGGGUGGAACAACCUGGUUUCCUGGAUUUGGUGGGGCAAGAUUGGCAAAUAGAAGUAAAAGGGAAUCCUAUGUGGAUUUUGCAACAAGAACUCAAAAGAUUGGGAAAAAGACUCUCUAAGUGGUCUAGAGAAGACAUUGGUGACAUUUUCCAGAAAGUGGAAGAAUGUGAAGCUACAUUACAACAAUUGGAAGAUGUUGAUGCAAUAGAUAAGAAUGAACAGUCCAGAACAGAGCUAAAUAAGGGUCAGGCUGAAUACGUUCAAUGGAUGGCUAUGCAAGAAGCUCUCCUCGAACAAAAAGCCCAAAUCAAAUGGUUUGAGGAGGGAGAUAGCAAUACAAGGUAUUUUCAUAAUGUGAUCAAAGACAGAAGAAGAAGACUGCAGCUUCACAAAAUCAAGAAUAGUAAAGGGAAAUGGUUACACUCUGAUGAGAAGAUCUCCAAUUCGGCUAUCAGACAUUUUAAGAGGAUCUUCAACCUACCUGAAUCUGCUGUGGAUGACAACAUUUUCUCCUGCAUUCCUAAAAUUAUCACUGAUGACGAUAACGUUAUGUUGUCUAAGAUCCCAAUAGAAGAAGAGAUUAAAAAUACUAUUUUUGACAUGAGCUCCACUACUAGUCUUUGGGCCUGA